Cyprinodon variegatus (sheepshead minnow) is the source of this 4174-nucleotide messenger RNA. RefSeq names its product ephrin type-A receptor 4-A-like. The transcript has 19 exons. Gene Ontology annotation, biological process: axon guidance; cell surface receptor protein tyrosine kinase signaling pathway; protein phosphorylation. Gene Ontology annotation, molecular function: ATP binding; protein binding; transmembrane-ephrin receptor activity. Bases 36 to 3290 code for a protein of 1084 amino acids. Gene Ontology annotation, cellular component: plasma membrane; neuron projection. The record is from RefSeq and is a predicted model, not a curated record. NCBI's taxonomy places the organism in Eukaryota, Metazoa, Chordata, Actinopteri, Cyprinodontiformes, Cyprinodontidae.
ACUUGGUUUCAUUUACGCGGAGUUUUCCCAGCGGGAUGGAGCCGCUUCAGCCAGCGCGCGCAGCCCACGGAGAGCUCACACGCUUCCACACGGCACACAUGGCUGGACAUCUGUGGCAAACAUUUUUAUCUUCCGUCUGGAUAAUAACGUUUGUUUCAUGUGCGAGGAUGAGGAUUUAUCCCUCAAAUGAAGUGACCCUGCUGGAUACCAGGACAGUGCCAGGAGAACUGAAAUGGGCAGCCAAUCCUGCAGAGGGAGGGUGGGAAGAAGUAAGUAUUAUGGACGAAAAGAACAUCCCGAUCAGGACGUACCAGGUGUGUAAUGUGCUGGAGCCCAGUCAGAACAACUGGCUGCGGACGGACUGGAUUCCUCGCUCCGGUGCUCAGCGGGUUUACGUCGAGGUCAAGUUUACUUUGAGAGACUGCAACAGCCUGCCAGGAGUCACCGGCACCUGCAAGGAGACAUUCAAUCUCUACUACCACGAGUCAAAUGAUGACAAAGAAAGCUACAUCAAAGAGAGCAGCUUCAUUAAGGUGGACACAGUGGCAGCAGACGAGAGUUUCACCCAGGUUGAUGUUGGAGACCGCAUCAUGAAGCUAAACACAGAAGUUCGAGAUGUGAAGGUCACAACGAGGAAAGGCUUCUACCUGGCCUUUCAGGAUGUUGGCGCCUGCAUUGCUUUGGUUUCUGUCAGGGUUUUCUACAAGACCUGCCCACUCACUGUCAGAAACCUGGCGACCUUUCCUGACACUGUCACUGGUGCUGACACAUCUUCUUUAGUGGAGGUCAGGGGGUCAUGUGUCAACCAAUCAGAAGAGAGAGAGGAGCCAAAAAUGUACUGUGGAGCAGAUGGAGAGUGGUUGGUUCCUAUUGGUGGAUGUCUCUGCAAACCAGGAUAUGAAGAGGAGGGUGGUGCAUGUAAAGCUUGUUCUGCUGGUUUCUACAAGUCCAAGGCUUCAGAUCCUGGCUGCUUCAAGUGCCCUCCACACAGCCGCUCACUCCGGGACGGGGCUAAUGUAUGUGACUGUCACACCGGAUUUUUCCGUGCGGAUGCUGACCCUCCUUCCAUGGCAUGCACCCAGCCUCCUUCAGCACCACAGCAGCUCAUCUCAGUGGUGAAUGAAACAUCGGUGGUCUUGGAGUGGGCCCCUCCUCGGCGACUGGGAGGAAGAAGUGACAUCAGUUAUAGUCUGGAGUGUCUCAUCUGUCAAACCAGCAGCCAUGGUCAACCUCCAAGGAAUCGGACAGUUUCCCAGCCUGAGGUCCAGCGCAGCAGCAUGGGGAUGCAGUCAGACCAGGGGAUUGUGGGACCUGAGGUCCAGGUCGGCAGAGGGGUUUUCCAAAGCAGACCCAUUGAAUACCCCUGGCCCGGCUCAGACUCUGCCUCUAGCAACCAGCUUUGUCUCCCCUGCGGCUCGGAUGUGCACUUCUCUCCGGACCAAAUUGGUCUUCAGACCACCAGGGUGGUGGUGAGCAAGCUUCGGGCCCACACACACUACUCCUUUAUUGUCCAUGCCCGCAACGGGGUCUCCCAGGUCAGCGGUGCAGGGGCAUCACAAAGUGCAUCGGUCAGCCUCACCACUAACCAAGCAGCUCCCUCUCCAGUUUCAUCCAUCCAGCUCACCGACGUAACAAGGCACAGUUUGUCGUUGGCAUGGCAACAGCCUGAUCGACCAAACGGGGUCAUCCUGGAGUACGAGGUCAAGUUCUACGAAAAGGAUCAGAGGGAGAGGUCAUACCGCAUAAUGAGGACCUUUCUACGUAGCGUUGAUGUGGCGGGCCUCAACCCACUCACUGUGUAUGUGUUUCAUGUGCGUGCUCGCACAGCUGCAGGAUACGGAGAGUAUAGUGCUCCAUUUGAAUUCUCCACCAAUUCAGAUCCAUUUCCGUUGAUUGGAGAAGGUGUGAACUCAGCCUUCCUACUGCUGUCGGUCAGCGGGGUGGGAAUCUUAUUGCUCAUAUCUGCUGCUGUCUUCAUCAUUAGUCGAAGGAGGAGUAAGUACAGUAAAACUAAACAGGAUGCAGAAGAAGAGAAACAUCUGAACCCAGGAGUCAAAAUAUAUGUGGACCCGUUUACCUACGAGGACCCGGAUCAGGCCAUCCAUGAGUUUGCCAAAGAGAUAGAUGUUACAAAUAUUCAUAUCGAGAGGGUUAUUGGCAUAGGAGAGUUUGGGGAGGUGUGCAGCGGUAGGCUACGUGCGCAGGGCAAGAGGGAGAUCUAUGUAGCCAUCAAGAGCUUGAAGGCAGGAUACUCGGACAAACAGAGAAGGGACUUCCUGUCCGAAGCGUCCAUCAUGGGACAGUUUGAUCACCCAAACAUCAUCAGACUGGAAGGUGUCGUCACAAGGUGCAAACCACUGAUGAUUAUAACAGAAUAUAUGGAAAAUGGAUCCCUGGAUGCUUUUCUUCGAAAACACGACGGCCAGUUCACAGUGAUCCAGCUGGUCGGCAUGCUGCGUGGCAUCGCCUCGGGUAUGAAGUACCUGUCAGACAUGAGCUACGUUCACAGAGACUUGGCAGCUCGGAACAUACUGGUCAACAGCAACUUGGUGUGUAAAGUGUCUGACUUUGGCCUGAGCCGAGUUCUGGAGGACGACCCAGAGGCUGCCUACACUACAAGGGAGGCAACCGGGUCCUAUCUGUCCCCUGGAGGGAAGAUCCCCAUCAGAUGGACGGCUCCAGAGGCUAUCAGCUACAGGAAGUUCACCACAGCCAGUGACGUGUGGAGUUAUGGCAUAGUCAUGUGGGAGGUGGUUUCAUACGGAGAGAGGCCUUACUGGGACAUGAACAACCAGGAUGUGAUUAAAGCAAUAGAGGAAGGCUAUAGACUGCCUGCACCAAUGGACUGCCCUGUGGUGCUGCACCAACUCAUGCUGGACUGUUGGGAGAGAGAGAGAGCAGACAGACCCUCCUUCAGCCAGAUUCUCAACAUGUUGGAUAAACUUAUACGGAACCCUGGCACCCUGCGCCGCACAGGAGGGGAGAGACCUCAGGGUACCAUACUGGAGUCCAGAGUGGGAUCAGAAGUAUGUGUGUCUGUUGUACCAGAGGUGUGUGUGCCACAAUGGUCCCUGUAUAAUUGGCUGCAGUCCAUAGGAUUGGAGAGAUACAGAGAUGUCCUUGCAGCUGCAGGGUACUCCAGCCUUGACAGCCUUCUGGCUCUUACACACCAGGAGAUGGACAGACUUGGAAUAAUCACACCAUCACAUCAGGACAUACUAAUUGCAAGUGUGCAGCAGGAAAUGUUGUCCCAAAUGCAACACAUGCAACACUCUAUGGUGCCAGUCUGAGCUGGUGAGCAGCAACAAAGCUGUUUUUAAGAAGAAUUUCAUUUACCUCAUUUGUGCACUUUAGAGGAACUGUUCACCAGUGGAAGUAUAAGAAGUGAAGGCAAAUAAGAAGAAACCUACAAUGAGGAGCACUUUUAUAAACUUCCAUCCUGUGGAGCUUUCUACAAACCUUGAUCUGGAUGUUGCCACAGCUAGCGCUGAGCUCAGACUGAUGCCUCAUCCUCUUUUUCUAGCUCUGAUUUCUCCUCCUUUUUCUUAUCUGUUUGCUGAAGACUGACAUGUGCAUAAGCAGAAUGGCUUCCAAGUUAUUUUUUUGCGCUUCACUUGAAUUAAAUGUAUUUCUUUUCAUUUGUUCAGAGGAAUGUGUGUGUCUGUGUAAAGAUGUGUGUGUGUGCAAUGCGUAGCAUGAAAUCAUUCAACAUGAACUCUCCCCAUUCAGAUGUCGGCUGUUUUCGUGUAAUGAUAAUAUGCAAAGUUUAAGAGAUAGUGGGAGGACUCAGACAGAAUGUAUCACUCCAGGCUCUUACUGAUUUCAUACCAGUGAAGUGUUCUAACAAACAGGCUGACAUGAUUGUUUUUUGUCAUUUUGUUUUAUUUCGGAUUUCAUGAAAUAGUGCUUUUGUUGACUUAGACAUUUAGAUUGGAAUGUCAUUCAUCCAUGUCUAUAUAUACGUAUGCCUCUUUGAUGCUGAGGAUUAGCUACUUGAAGCGUUUUGUUUAUUUAUGGUCCUUUUUUAUCAAGUUUGUACAUUGUAAAAUAGAAACGCUGAGGAGAUAUGGUAAUGAGUGCCACAUCGCAUUACAAUAAAUGCCAAACUCAUUGGUGGUUGUCAUUUUUUUAUGGUCUUUGAACAGAAAAGCAGGCUUAACAUAAAAUAAAUGGU